GCUGCCUCUGCCAUUCUGAAGCACCAGCCAGGGAUGAGACGGAGCAGGACUGAACUAGGAGAGUGUCCUGAAAUGUUCAUUAAAUUCACCGGCUGGAUUUGGAAGCUGAUUUGAUCCGAAAUGUGGUGGAUUCCUCUAGUUUUUCUGACAGUAUGGUCAUCUACUGCAGCCAUCAAUGUAGAGAUCCCUAAAGCAGCGUAUGAGUUUGCCCGAGGAGACAACAUCACACUUCCCUGCACAUUUCAAAGUGUUCUAUCCCAAAUACCCCUGGCCAUAAUCUCUUGGUCUGCUGCAGAUAACCUGAUACUUACCCACUAUCAUCCCCAAGGAAUCACAGACAUCAAGAGAAAAUAUGAAGGACGGGUGACUGUAGAUGUUAAAAUUAAUGGAGCUUCUGGGAAAGCUGACCUUAAGCUUUCCUCCAUCACACUAGAUGACAACAAGGAAUUUGACUGUGAAGUUCAGAUCCCCUCAGAUGAUGAGGGAAAAUCGAUUGAUGCAACACGUUUGACUGUUCUAGUGGCUCCAUCUCCUCCCAUCUGCAAGAUAGAAGGUAAAGCAGAAUACGGCCAAAACAUCAACAUCACCUGUUACUCUGAGGAAGGGUCUCCUCCUCCCACUUACAAAUGGGAGAGUCGUGAUGUUAGUAACACGCUUCAGGCUCCAUGGCCAAGAACCACUGACAACGGAGGGACCCUGUCCCUAUAUAACAUCUCCAAAGAAACCUCUGGAUUCUACGUCUGCACAUCAAGCAACAAAAUUCGUUCUGCUACCUGUAACAUAACGCUCACAGUCAUGCCACCAUCCAUGAAUGUUGGUCCAGUUGCACGGAUCAUUACAGGAGUUGUUUUGGCUUUGAUCUUAUUCAUCGUUAUUAUCGAAUACUGUUGCUGCCAAAAGAAGGACAAGGACAAUGAAGAAUAA
Molecule: messenger RNA, 924 nt
Organism: Cyprinodon tularosa
Lineage: Eukaryota; Metazoa; Chordata; Actinopteri; Cyprinodontiformes; Cyprinodontidae
Product: cell surface A33 antigen-like
Exons: 7
Coding region: 121-924 (267 amino acids)
Cellular component (GO): plasma membrane
Source: RefSeq, a predicted model, not a curated record